CCGAAAAACGUGAAAAUUUUUUGUUCGGCGCCUUCGGCGGCCAAGUUCCACUAUAGGUGAGGGUGUAAAAAUUUGCGUUCACAAAAAUUAGCCAGAAAUGAUCAGAAUGAUCUGUUCGGGAUUUUUAGAUGGUCGCUAAAAAACGUGAAAAUUUUUUGUUCAGAGGCCAAGUUCAACCAGGGGUGAGGGUGUAGAAAUUAGCGCUCACAAAAAAUUAGCCAGAAUUAAUCUGGCGUCCCCCUCUUUUUAAAGUUAGUUCGUACCUUGGUCCCUAGAGAGCGCUCAAAAUCAAGCUAAGAACCAAUCAGAGUGCGUACAUAAUCGUCAAAAGACCCAAGGCAUAAAAUCACUUGCUUCGCUCGCGCAAAAUCAAAUUUUUUUUCAUUUUCACGGGCUGACGGCCCCGUAAUAACCCAUUUGCUUUUACUGAGGGCCCUACAGGGCCGCGGGGCCGGUCUGCCAGCCGCCCAGCCGGCCCGACACGAGCGGCGCACGUUGUAAGCGCGGAAAGCGCGCGGCCCGCUUCGCGGCCCGUGCGCUUUUGCCGCAGCCCGAAGGCCGCUUCGCGGCCUUUUUGGCGGCCCACGGGGGCCGCGGCCCACCGGGCUUUAGCCCGGUGCGCCCGAUUACCCAGUCCGGGCCUGUAUGGAAGUCAAAACUUAUUAAAUAAAUAUAACAGAUCAUCUAUUUAGCUGAAAUUCAGCAGGAUUAAAAAUGAGUAAGAAAGUUGAGCCUGCAGAGAUGAUUUCAACGGUGACAGAAGGGCCGGUGGAACUGGAGAACCAGUUCAUCCUUCGGCUGCCUGCAGAGCCGGCCAAGGCCCUGCGGGAGGCGGUUCGAAGCGGCAGCAACAAUCUGAAGGAGCGUCUGACCGUCAAGCUGGAGCCGGACAUGCGGCACGGCGAGGUGCGAUUCGACCACUGGUUGCUGCACGCUCGUCUUAUGGACCUGCCCACCAUCAUGGAGUCGUUGAAGACCAUAGACAACAAGAACUUCUACAAAACGGCCGACAUCUGCCAGCUGCUGGUGUGCAGCACCGAGGAAGAACCGCCGCCCCCUCCUGAGGAAGAGGCGCCCAAGAAGAAAAAGGACCCCAACAAGGUGGACAAAAAGUACCUGUGGCCGCACGGAGUGACGCCGCCCAUGAAGAACGUCCGGAAACGCAGAUUCCGGAAAACCCUGAAGAAAAAGUACGUCGAGGCGCCUGAAAUAGAGAAGGAGGUGAAGCGGCUGCUGCGAGUGGAUAACGAGGCCGUCAACGUCAAGUGGGAGAUCAUCAGUGAGGACCAGUUGCUGGGCCCUCCAGAACCAGGGGUUGAGGUCGAGGACACGCCCCCCAAAGAGAAGGAAGGCAAGCGGAGCAAAAAGAGCCACAAGGAGGCCAACCUGGCCGAGCAUGACAUCUUCGGUGAGGCCGUGUCUGACUCAGACGCGGACGACGACUCCAACUCUGACGAGGAUGACACCAAGGGCAUUGACGUGCUCAACCUGGAUGACGAGGAGAGCAGCCGGCUGAUGAUGUCUGCUGGGGAGGACAGUCUGGCGCCCAGUCAGGACACGGGUGGCGCCUCCACCUCCACUGGACUGGUCACGCAGUUCUCCAAGGAGAUGUUCAGCAAGCCGGACAGCAUGUCCCCCUCCUCGUCGCCUGUUCCACUAGACGCCAAGGAGGGUCGCGGGGCGCGCGACCUCGAGUUGAGGGCGGCGCGUCUGCGUAAGGACCUCGAGGAACUGCACGCGAUGCGCGAGCAGCGCCAGCAGCAGCAAGAAAUGGCCGGUGACAAUGAAAACGUUGCCCUCAGGCAGAGGUUCAGCGAAAUCUUUGACGAGCAGAUUGCGGCCAAGGAGCGCGAGCUGCAGCAGGUGUUGGACAGUAUGUGAGGACAGAGUCUUUUCUUUGGACCAAGAAAAACAAACAUCUUUUGUAAAGUUUGUCUGUGAAUAAUUUAGAUGCUAUAAUAUUUCUGAUUGUUCAGUAAAUCAUAUAAUUUUUUUAAUUCAAAUCAAACAUAAAGAUUGUUGAUUUCAAUAGCAUUAAAAUAUCAAUUUAUAAUUACAAAAGAUACAAAAAAGAUUGAAUUUAUGGAUCGCUUGAAUCUUAAAUAUUUAAAAUUUAAAGAAAUAAAUAAACUCGAAUGGGAAAUUUAGCUGAA
Molecule: messenger RNA, 2153 nt
Organism: Neocloeon triangulifer
Lineage: Eukaryota; Metazoa; Arthropoda; Insecta; Ephemeroptera; Baetidae
Product: transcription initiation factor TFIID subunit 7-like
Exons: 2
Coding region: 715-1881 (388 amino acids)
Biological process (GO): transcription initiation at RNA polymerase II promoter; RNA polymerase II preinitiation complex assembly
Cellular component (GO): transcription factor TFIID complex
Molecular function (GO): RNA polymerase II general transcription initiation factor activity
Source: RefSeq, a predicted model, not a curated record